AUGGGCCCUCCGUGCCGCAGCCUCUCUGCGCUCCUGCUGCUGCUGCAGGUCUCAUCGUGGCUCUGCCAGGAGCCGGAGCUCUGCAAUCCCGGCUUUGGCGCCGAGAGCUACACGUUCACCGUGCCCCGGCUGCACUUAGAGAGAGGCCGAGUCCUGGGCAGAGUGAGUUUUGAAGGAUGCACCGGUCUACCAAAGACAGUCUAUGUUUCUGAUGACACCCGAUUCAAAGUGGGCACAGAUGGCGUGGUUACAGUCAAACGGCCUUUACACCUUCAUCAUCCAGAGAUGAGUUUUCUUGUCCAUGCCUGGGACUCCACCCGCAGGAAGCUCUCCACCAAAGUGACCCUGAAGGCAGUAGUGCACCACCAUCACCACCACCAUCAUCGUCACUCUCCCUCUGGAACCCAGACAGAAGUGCUCACAUUUCCCAGCUCCCACCAUGGUCUCAGGAGACAGAAGAGAGACUGGGUUAUUCCUCCUAUCAGCUGCCCAGAAAAUGAGAAAGGCCCAUUUCCUAAGGCUCUGGUUCAGAUCAAAUCUAACAGGGAAAAAGAAACCAAAGUUUUCUACAGCAUCACUGGCCAAGGAGCCGACAAACCUCCUCUUCAUGUGUUUAUCAUUGAAAGAGAAACAGGAUGGCUAAAGGUGACGGAGCCUCUGGAUAGAGAAGCUAUUGCCAAGUACAUUCUCUUCUCUCAUGCUGUGUCUUCAAACGGGGAAGCAAUCGAGGAACCGAUGGAGAUUGUGAUCACCGUGACUGAUCAGAAUGACAACAAGCCUGAGUUCACCCAGGAGGUCUUCAAGGGGUCUGUCAUGGAGGGCGCUCUUCCAGGGACCUCUGUGAUGGAGGUCUCAGCCACAGAUGCAGACGAUGAUGUGAACACCUACAACGCUGCCAUUGCUUACACCAUCCUCAGCCAAGAGCCUAUGCUGCCGCAUGACAAAAUGUUCACCAUCAACGAUAUAACGGGUGUCAUCAGUGUGCUCACCACCGGGCUGGACCGGGAGAGUUUUCCCACGUAUACCCUGGUAGUUCAAGCUGCAGACCUGCAAGGUGAGGGCUUAAGCACGACCGCAAAAGCUGUGAUCACAGUCACUGACACCAACGAUAACCCUCCGAUCUUCAACCCAACCACGUACGUGGGGUUGGUGCCUGAGAACGAGGCUGACGUGGUCAUCACCACACUUACAGUGACCGAUGCCGACGUCCCCAAUACCCCAGCGUGGGAGGCAGUUUACACAGUAUUAAAUGAUAACGAGAAGCAGUUUGUUGUCAUCACAGACCCAGUAACCAAUGAAGGCAUUUUGAAGACGGCUAAGGGCUUGGAUUUUGAGGCCAAGCAGCAGUAUAUCCUGCAUGUGGCAGUGACUAAUGUGGCCCCCUUUGAGGUCACUCUCUCCACUUCCACAGCCACUGUCACCGUGGAUGUGGUAGAUGUGAAUGAAGCCCCCAUCUUCAUGCCUCCUCAGAAGAAAGUGAAAGUGCCCGAGGACUUCGGCUUGGGCCUGGAGAUCACGUCCUACACUGCCCAGGAGCCAGACAGAUUUAUGGAACAGAAGAUCACGUAUCGGAUUUGGAGGGACGCUGCCAACUGGCUGGAGAUUAAUUCGGACACGGGUGCCAUUUUCACUCGGGCUGAGUUGGACAGAGAGAAUGUCGAGCAUGUGAAGAACAGCACAUACACGGCCCUCAUUAUAGCCACUGACAAUGGUUCUCCACCUGCUACUGGAACAGGAACCCUGCUCCUAUUCCUCGAUGACGUGAAUGACAAUGGCCCCGUACCAGAACCUCGGGUCAUGGACUUCUGCCAGAGGGAUCCACAACCUCACAUCAUCAACAUCAUUGAUCCUGAUCUUCCCCCCAACACUUUUCCCUUCACGGCAGAACUAACACAUGGGGCAAGUGUCAACUGGACCAUUGAGUACAAUGACCAAGAACAUGAAUCUCUGAUUUUUAAGCCAAAGAAAACCCUAGAGGUGGGUGACUACAAAAUCAAUCUCAAGCUCAUAGACAACCAGAACAAAGACCAAGUGACCACCUUAGAUGUGCACGUGUGUGACUGUGAAGGGGUCGUCAUCAACUGUAGGAAGGCCGGGCCUCUCACCGAAGCAGGAUUGCAAGUUCCCGCCAUUCUGGGGAUUCUUGGAGGCAUUCUUGCUUUUCUAAUCCUGAUUCUGCUGAUUCUGCUACUUAUUCGGAGGAGAAGGGUAGUCAAAGAGCCCUUACUGCCCCCAGAAGAAGACACCCGGGACAACAUUUAUUACUAUGAUGAAGAAGGAGGUGGAGAAGAAGACCAGGACUAUGACCUGAGCCAGCUACACAGGGGCCUGGAUGCUCGGCCCGAAGUGACUCGCAAUGAUGUGGCACCAACCCUCCUGAGUGUGCCCCACUAUCGACCCCGACCUGCCAAUCCUGAUGAAAUUGGAAACUUUAUUGAUGAAAACCUGAAGGCAGCUGAUAGUGACCCCACCGCCCCACCCUAUGACUCUCUGCUGGUGUUUGAUUAUGAAGGAAGCGGCUCCGAAGCUGCUAGUCUGAGCUCCCUGAAUUCCUCAGAGUCAGACCAAGACCAGGACUAUGACUACCUGAACGAAUGGGGCAGUCGCUUCAAGAAGCUGGCGGACAUGUAUGGAGGCGGCGAGGACGACUAA
Molecule: messenger RNA, 2652 nt
Organism: Mesoplodon densirostris (Blainville's beaked whale)
Lineage: Eukaryota; Metazoa; Chordata; Mammalia; Artiodactyla; Ziphiidae
Gene: CDH1
Product: cadherin 1
Exons: 16
Coding region: 1-2652 (883 amino acids)
Biological process (GO): calcium-dependent cell-cell adhesion; adherens junction organization; cell-cell junction assembly
Cellular component (GO): adherens junction; catenin complex; plasma membrane
Molecular function (GO): cadherin binding; calcium ion binding
Source: RefSeq, a predicted model, not a curated record